Messenger RNA from Rubroshorea leprosula, 664 nucleotides. NCBI's taxonomy places the organism in Eukaryota, Viridiplantae, Streptophyta, Magnoliopsida, Malvales, Dipterocarpaceae. The record is from the annotation of a GenBank genome assembly.
GAGUCUAUUUGAACCCAGGAAUAUCUAAAUAAAAUAGCCCCUUUUUGUAUUGUGAUUGCUCGAGAAAUUCCUAUACAAAGACUAUUGUUUUGUCGCUUUCCAAAGGAUGGUUCAGUGGUUGAUCUUGCUAGUGCAAAGGCUAGAUCAACAAGGUGCUUCAUUCAAUGGAAGACCACUCUUUACUUGGUCUCAAAGGUAUCGAAUCCUCAAAGAUGUUGCAUCUGCCUUGCUUUACCUUCAUGAAGAAUGGGAGCAGGUUGUUCUACACAGAGAUGUCAAAGCGAGCAAUGUUUUGUUGGAUUCAAACCUAAAUGGAAGAUUCGAAGAUUUUGGACUAGCAAGACUACAUGAUCAUGGUGCGAAGCCAGAGACUACUAACUUGGUGGGAACUAUAGGACAUCUCGCCCCAAAGAUUACCAGAACCGGGAUGGCUACUACUAGCACUGAUGUGUUUGCUUUCGGGAUUGGAAGGGAAUUUUCCAGUGGAGGAAAUGGAGUUGGUUCUGAAACUGGGAUUGCUAUGUUCACAGUCACAGCCAUCAGCCAGGCCUAGCAUGAGGCAAGUGCUCCAGUGCCUCAAUGGGAAUACCAGUUUGCUGGAUUUUUCACCAGAGAACAUUGAAAAUGGUAUGGCCACGUCAAACAAUGAAGCAUUAUUUGAUUU